UCCAACCCACUGAAAAGAGAGAUAUUAAGGAGCUUCACCUACAGACCUGCUGGAGGUUUAUAUACCCUCUAGAAGUUUCCAACUAAAAAAAGAAUCAGAGCCUCAGCUUGCAAAAUUAGAGCUGAACUUAAAUUUUUCCACAAAAGAGUUUUCUUGAAGAAACCAUGGAGAUCGGAGGGGCACUCGUUCUGUGGAAAAGGCAAGUUCUGAUUAUCUUUGUUUUACUGGGAUUGUCUCAGGCAGGUCCUGAGUCUGUGCGCUAUUCUGUGGCAGAGGAAACAGAAAUUGGCUCUUUUGUGGCCAAUCUGGCAAGGGAUCUGGGGCUUGGGGUGGAGGAGCUCUCUUCGCGGGAGGCGCGGGUAGUGUGUGAUGAUAAUGAAAAGCAUUUGCAACUCGAUUUGCUGACCGGGGAUUUGCUCGUAAAUGAGAAACUGGACCGGGAAGAGCUGUGUGACUCCACGGAGCCCUGUGUGCUGCAUUUUCAGAUGGUACUGGAAAACCCUUUACAGUUUUUUCGGGCUGAGCUGCAUAUCAAAGAUAUAAAUGAUCACUCCCCUACAUUUCUUGACAAGGAAAUAGUUAUUAAAAUAUCAGAGAGUACCAUUAUUGGAACCACAUUCCUAAUGGAGAGUGCCCAAGAUUUGGAUGUAGGAAGCAACAGUCUCCAAAACUACACAGUUAGCCCGAAUUCUCACUUCUACGUUAAAAUUCAAGACAGUGGUGACGGAAAGAUAUACCCUGAACUGGUCCUGCACAGAGCGUUGGACCAUGAGGAGGAGCCUGAGCUCAGAUUAACACUCACAGCACUGGAUGGUGGAUCCCCGCCCAGGUCUGGGACAACUUUGGUCCUCAUCAAGGUCUUGGACAUCAAUGACAAUGCCCCAGAGUUUCCUCAGAGGCUCUAUGAGGUGCAGGUCCUGGAGGACACACCUGUUGGCUCUUGGAUUAUCACCAUCUCUGCUAAGGAUUUGGAUGCAGGAAACUAUGGGAAAAUAUCUUACACAUUUUUUCAUGCAUCAGAAGAUAUUCGUAAAACAUUUGAAAUCAAUCCACUAUCUGGGGAAGUUCAUUUGAGAUCACGCUUGGAUUUUGAAGCAAUACAGUCAUACAUUAUAAAUAUUCAGGCAACAGAUGGUGGGGGUCUUUCGGAAGAAUGCACUCUUCUCGUUAAAGUAAUAGAUAUAAAUGACAAUCCACCAGAAGUGACCAUGUCAUCAAUUACAAAGAUAAUUCCAGAGAGCGCCUCAGAGACCCUUGUGGCUCUUUUUAGUGUCCGAGACCAAGACGCUGGGGAAAAUGGGAGGGUCGUUUGCUCUAUUCAAGAUGACCUCCCAUUUUUUCUGAAACGAACCUUCAAGAACUUUUUCACUCUAGUUGCAGAAAAAGCACUGGACAGAGAGGAAAGAGCCGAGUACAACAUCACCAUCACCGUCACUGACAUGGGAACCCCCAGGCUGAAAACCGAGCACAACAUAACCGUGCUGGUGUCCGACGUCAACGACAAUGCCCCCGCCUUCACCCAGACCUCCUACACCCUGUCCGUCCGCGAGAACAACAGCCCCGCCCUGCACAUCGGCACCGUCCGCGCCACAGACAGAGACGCGGGCGCCAACGCCCAGGUCACCUACUCGCUGCUGCCGCCCCUCGACCCGCACGUGCCCCUGGCCUCCCUGGUGUCCAUCAACCCGGACAACGGCCACCUGUUCGCCCUGAGGUCCCUGGACUACGAGGCCCUGCGGGCGUUCGAGUUCCGCGUGGGCGCCGCCGACCGCGGCUCGCCCGCGCUCAGCAGCCAGGCGCUGGUGCGCGUGCUCGUGGCGGACGACAACGACAACGCGCCCUUCGUGCUGUACCCGCUGCAGAACGCGUCGGCGCCCUGCACCGAGCUGGUGCCCAGGGCGGCCGAGGCGGGCUACCUGGUGACCAAGGUGGUGGCGGUGGACGGCGACUCGGGCCAGAACGCCUGGCUGUCGUACCAGCUGCUCAAGGCCACGGAGCCCGGGCUGUUCGGCGUGUGGGCGCACAACGGCGAGGUGCGCACGGCCCGGCUGCUGAGCGAGCGCGACGCGGCCAAGCACAGGCUGCUGGUGCUCGUCAAGGACAACGGCGAGCCGCCGCUGUCGGCCAGCGUCACGCUGCACGUGCUGCUGGUGGACGGCUUCUCGCAGCCCUACCUGCCGGCCCCGGAAGCGGAAGCGGCGGACGCGGCGCCGGCCGCCCCGCUCACCGUCUACCUGGUGGUCGCCUUGGCGUCGGUGUCGUCGCUCUUCCUCUUCUCGGUGCUGGUGUUCGUCGCGGUGCGGCUGUGCAGGCGGGGCGGGGCGGCCUCGGUGGGUCGCUGCUCGGUGCCCGAGGGCCCCUUUCCGGGCCACCUGGUGGACGUCAGCGGCACGGGGACCCUGUCCCAGAGCUACCAGUACGAGGUGUGUCUCAUGGGAGGUACUGGGACGAAUGAGUUUAAAUUUCUGAAGCCGAUUAUCCCUAAUCUUCCAGUCCAAGACACCAGUAGGCAUAUAGGGGAAAAUGAGAACUUUAGGAAUAGCUUUGGAUUCAACAUUCAAUAAAAUAAUUUACUUUAAACUUCUAAUCUUUUGUCAUUCUUGGCAAACUGUGGAUCCAUUUUGCCAAUCUGUAAUAGAUUUUACGUUGGACGGUAGUUGCAUGCAUUAUCAUUUCUCAUGUUCUCCUCACAGUUGCUUUAAAAAUCUUUAUUUGUGGCUAUAAUGACAUGGAAAAAUAAUGUGUUCUGCUUUUUCAUAUAUUUGGUCAAAAUGUCAUAUUAAUGGAGUUAUUGCUAAUUUUUUGUUCUGAUAAUGGCAUUGUUAUGCAAGACGGUGUUAUUAUUUGGAGGUGCAAACUCAAGUAUUAAGAGCAAAUGCCACAAUGUAUGUAAUUUACUUCUAGACGUUUCAUCAAAGCAUAGAUACAGCAAAAAUUAAAAGUGCUGUUGAAGCUGGGUGGAAAGUAUAUUGGAUUUUACUGCACUAUUCCCAUUGAAAAUUUUCAUCAUAAAGGGUAAAAGUGCCACCUCUCCAGUAUUCAGUAGUAGGGUAUCUUAUUUGUUUGUUUGUUUGUUGUUAUAUAGUGUUUUUCAAGAAUUCACUUUAUGACAAGAUAAAAGUGACCACACUGAAAAUUAUUGAUUUCUUAAGUAAUUUUCCUUUUUUACUGUUGUCGUUGAUGCUGUUUUGGGGGAGGAGUCUUAUAAUGUUCUGGGAUUUUACGUUGCUAUUUUGUUUUCUUUCAAUAUACCACAUUUGCUGGUUUAAAUUUGUAUUAUUUUAUAUUGUUCAUUACGUAACUCAUAUGUUCAUGGUAUCAUCUUAAGUAAAUACUCCUCCAUCAGAAGAGUACAGAUAAAAACUUCUUAAGAAAUUAAAAUGAAAAUUCAAACUGGUAGAGAAAUAAAUUAGGUUCACUUUUCUAUUGAUUUUUUAAAGUAAAUAUAAAAAAAUCCUUAAUACUUUGUGGCCUUUCUCAGAUGUUCACAAAGAAGGAAUGGUUCUAUAUUAAUGGUUUAUAGAUGUCUCAUGGUGUUCCAAAUUAUAAUGUCUCCAAUCUAUUAGUGUACAGUUCAGUGGACACUUUGGUAACUAGAAUGUAGUGUGGAUAUAGAGCUACUGUGCAUAUACAUUUCUGUGAUUUCUCUCAUAAAAUUAAAUAUUGUAGACUAGAUGAUAUAGUAAAAUGCAAUUUUGCUUGACAUUGUGAAAUGGCUAAAACAAAUUCCAGUUUUCUUAGGAAUUUUUUUCUUUGCUUCAUGCAGUUUUUCCUGGUCUUAUUUUGUGUUACAACAGAUAUUUACUAGUUGUAAGAAUUUUAUUAAAUAGACAUUUAAGCAGUACAAUCCUGAAAAAGAAUGUUUGGGCCCUCUUUAUCUCUCAGAGUCAUAAGAAGCAAAGCUUAUGCUUCUUAUGCAUAAGAGUAAGAGCAGAUAACAAAAUAUCCUAUUUGAAUGGUACAGAAACAAACUUGUACACUACCAAAUAGAAUGGAAUUCAGUGUCAGAUAUUUUAUAUAAGAAAAUUUGGUGAUGAUUGAAGAGGUGUCAAAAUCACUUGGGGUUGGGGGGAAGAGACUGAUUACUUAGCAAUGUUAUUGGGAAAACUGGCUCACUAUAUAAAGAAACAAAAUCCUUAUCUCAUGUGAUAUAAAAAUAAAUUUCAUGUGGAUCUAAGAGGUGAAUUUGAAAUAUUUAAUUGGAAAAAAUGUAACAAGUCUAAGUAAAAAUAUCUUUAUGACCUUAUUAUUGAUUUCGAUUUC
Balaenoptera musculus (blue whale) is the source of this 4263-nucleotide messenger RNA. Its product is annotated as protocadherin beta-14. Gene Ontology annotation, biological process: homophilic cell-cell adhesion. The record is from RefSeq and is a predicted model, not a curated record. The coding region runs from base 165 to 2564 and encodes 799 amino acids. Gene Ontology annotation, molecular function: calcium ion binding. Lineage: Eukaryota; Metazoa; Chordata; Mammalia; Artiodactyla; Balaenopteridae. Gene Ontology annotation, cellular component: plasma membrane. The transcript has a single exon.